GUGAGUGCUGCAUGUGAAGAUGUUGCAUAGGAGUGCAGGAGCUCCGCCUAAACACGGAUGGGUAGGGCAAGUGUGGGAAAAGAGGAUGAGCAAGGAGAUGGAAUAAAGCUCGCGAGCGUUACCAGAAACUACAAGAGGAGAGGAGAGAGGGGAAAGAGAGACAAUGCUUUUACAGCAAACACACACGCAUCGGGACGGCUGAGCUCCAUAGCUCAUAACAUAGUAGGAAAAGAGACUGAAGAGCGGGGCUGAAGCUCUUCUUCACCUUUUUUUUUGUUUUGUUUUGUUUUGUUUGUUUGUUUGUUUGUUUGUUUGUUUUUUGCGAAGUCCUACCUACCAGAAACAUCAGAAGACAUGCUGACAUCCUGCACGACUCUUCAUGUGUAUGAGCACUUCUUUAGAGGUGUUAUGUUCCAUUAGUUUGUGAACACUUGGCUUAUUCCCAGGCGACACAUGUUGUCUUUGGCGUUUAACUGACUUGCAUUGAUAGUCGGGAGAACCUCGAUUUAAUAACUCUCAGCUCAAUAUGUACCAGGGGCACCUGCAGGGGAAAGACUCUAGGGCUGCAGAUAAGGCCGUUGCCAUGGUCCUGAAGGAGAUACCCAAUAAGGCGUCCCCAGAAGGCAAACCCCUCCUCACGGUGACCAACAAGGUGGUGAGUGAACAACAAGAGAGCCGUCCCUUGCUAAGCCCCUCUAUCGACGACUUCUUGUGCGAGACCAAGUGUGAUGGAGCUGCCCACCCUGUGACCUCCAAUACAGCAGUGCUGUCCUCUUCUCUGGACCUGCUGGACCUGAGUGAGCCUGGUGAGAGGAGGAGCAGUAAAGACCGAAAGAGUCCCAUGUCCACCAAGAGCACGCCUCAUAGAAAGAAAGCAGAUGAAACCGAGCUGAUACAAGUGGAUGUCGAACAGAACAAACCCUGCUCUCGUACACCUGCGAAAGAUUCUCUGGAUUCAGCAGGUGUUCGUUCACCGCUAGAGAAAUGGGAGGAACGCAAUCCAGAGAGAACCGCUAGCAGGAAAUGGAAGCUAGACAAAAGACGGUCAUCCAAAAAUUCUGGAGAUUUCGCUUGGUCUACUGACAGCAAAACGCAACCUGAUACAGCUGCCAAGAACUCGUUAGAAAUAAAUUACAAGUCUGAGGCAGAGACGUCCCCAUCCACUCAACUCAACAAGCAGUAUAUUAGUGGAAGACAUGGCCGACUGAGCAAAGACCAGAGGUGGGGUGGAGGACUCCUAUCCCGAAAUCAGUCCCUCGAGGAGGAGUUUGAGCGUGCCAAAGCAGCUGUGGAAUCAGACACUGAGUUCUGGGACAAGAUGCAGGCUGAGUGGGAAGAACUGGCUCGCAGAAACUGGCUUACGGAGAAUGAGCAGGGCCAGAUUCCUUCCACUGUAUCUCCUCAUGAAAAGGGAUAUUACUUCCACACAGACAAUCCAUAUAAAGACUGGCCAAAUGCGUUUGAGGAGGGGCUGAGGAAGGCCAGAGAGGGUGAUCUACCAAACGCUGUUCUUCUCCUGGAGGCAGCCAUCUUGCAGGACCCUCAAGACUCAGAGGCUUGGCAAGUCCUGGGGACCACACAGGCAGAGAAUGAGAAUGAGCAGGCAGCGAUUGUCUCCCUCCAGAGGUGUCUGGAGCUCCACCCCAACAACCUCCAGGCCCUCAUGGCAUUGGCGGUGAGCCUAACCAACACGGGCAUGAAGCAGGAAGCAUGUGAGGCUCUACUGGGCUGGCUGAGACAUAACCCGAAAUAUAAACACCUCCUGAAGAACCACAACAACCUGCAGGGCUCACCAAACUCACGCCACCUCUCCUACUCCACACCCAUGGCAUGCUCUUUGCUGCCUGAGGUGAAGGAGCUGUUCUUGGAAGCAGCCCAGCAGAACCUAGACACAAUUGACCCGGAUUUGCAAACUGGCCUGGGUGUGCUUUACAACCUUAGCUCUGAGUUCAACAAGGCUGUAGAUGCCUUCAACGCUGCACUGUCUGUCCGGCCAGAGGACUACUUGCUGUGGAAUCGUCUCGGGGCGACACUAGCUAACGGAGACCGCAGUGAGGAGGCAGUGGAAGCGUACACCAGAGCUCUAGAUCUCCAGCCUGGUUUCAUUCGCUCUCGCUACAACCUGGGCAUCAGCUGCAUCAACCUGGGUGCACACAGGGAAGCUGCCAGUAACUUCCUGACAGCACUAAGCCUGCAGAGGAAGAGCAGGAGUCGGCAACUCUCGCACCAGGUCAUGUCUGGAAACAUCUGGGCAGCAUUGAGAAUAGCACUCUCAAUGAUGGACCAGCCCGAGCUCUUCCAGGCAGCAAACAUUGGGGACCUGGACUUACUCAUGAGGGCCUUCAACCUGGACAUGUGAACUGGCAAAUAUUUUUGACCGAGUACAAGCCAAGAACCCAAAGUCCUUCAAAUGGAGGAAGCUGUAAAUCGUUUUAUCGAAGAGGUUUUCGAGAUUUUUUUUUUCCGCAAAGCACCUUUACAUUCCUGAGAACUGCAUGGCAGUAUAUGAUUUCAGAGAAGAGCACAAUGCCUGGAAGACUGUAGAAAAUAGUAGUUAGUGACGUCUUGCUGGGUGGAUGUUGGAUGUGCUGGAAGAACUAUGAAAAAAAAAGUCUGUAACUCAAAACAGUUACAUUCCUGUGUAUUUUCCUCUUGUAUAAUGAAACAGAUGCAAAUCUGGAUUGUCAGAUAGAUCAAAGCAAUAGUUCAGUGCUACCACCUACAGGUCCUAUUUUAGCUUUUUCUUAAAUGCUAGGGAUAAAAAAAAUUCUGUUGUUUGCUGUAACUUUGCUGCAGGCCAGACAGUAAACCCUUAUUUAAAAUGCAUGACAGACAAUUAGUAAUUUCGGAGAUCUUAUGGGGAUGACAGUGGAUGAGAUGGUUUCCUCUUGAUGGCUUGUCAUUUACAAAGAAGCAAGAAGGGUUGUUUUUUUUGUUUGUUUUUUUUAACCAAAACCACAGCUUUCCGUUUGCAUCUUUACUAUAUCUCUGAAUGCCAUAUGUGACUUCUUAUGAAAGACCCACAAAAUAUGCAGGUGACUGUCCUCCACAGCUCCACUUGAUGUGAAGUCAUGCAUUAUUGCAUUUUGUCUUAAAGCUCAUUUAAGACUUUUGUUGAAUGUGAUGUAAUGAGAAGUGUCAACGUGUCAAAAAUGUUAGGGUAAAAUAAUGAAUGAUGCAUAACUUGAGAUUAUGGUUUAAUUUACCGUUUUUAAAGAUGGAGGCAGAUUACCUAAAGAGUGAGUGUUGUCACGUCUUAUCAGCUUACUAAGGAAACGGCAUGGAAAAACAUGGUAGCUUGUUAAAUAUGCACUUAUUUGUUUCUUCUCAGUAUAACUAGAUACAACUAGUCCUUACAGGGCACAUAUUUUUGCAUAUUAUAUAGCAUGAGUGACCAAAUCUACUUAUUUUGAUUAUCAUUUUUACAUUAAGCUCUUUACCUUUUGCGUAUUUAAAUGACUGUAAAUUCCCUAUGACAGGCCUGUGCUUUCUAGCUGAUUGCUUCCUACUGUAAAUUAUCUAACUGAUAUGUUGGUAGAACCCAAGGAAUGUCUCCCCCCUUUUUUUAGACCUCUGUACAAUCUCAGGUGAGAUGAUCUAGAUGACCUUACACUCUAGAACUCCUUAUUUAUGAGGAUUGCAUGCUGAAUGCACUUAUUUUUGAAUGCGGUAGCUUUAUUUAUAUGCAUGAAAUUGUCAUGCCUCUUUUAUUCUGUCCCUUAUUUCUAUGACACACAUAAUCCUGAUUUUGCAUUUCAGUACAUAUUGACCUUUAUGUAUAUUUAACAUAAAGCAGAUUAUAUAAUAGUUACCAGUUUUGCAAUGCAACUAGUAUUCUAGAUAAAAUACUUUAUUGUAUACCUGUUCAUACUAUUCUCACAAAAGAAGCCAGAUUUACUGAUGCCUGUAACGCAUGCGGAACAUUGUAGCUCGAACAAACAAGUGUGCGAUCAGUGAUUUCAGUAGUAGUAUCCCUACUACCAUGAAAUUAUACAUUCUUAUGAAACUAUACUUGCUGCAUCUCCUAAUAACAUGUCACAGGCUUCAUUAAGUCUGGUGCAACAUUAUUACACAUAAAAUAUAUCAAAUAUUGAGCAAACAUAUGAAAAUUAUCUUUUAAAAUAAAAUAAAAUGUAAUAUAUA
Molecule: messenger RNA, 4143 nt
Organism: Ictalurus punctatus (channel catfish)
Lineage: Eukaryota; Metazoa; Chordata; Actinopteri; Siluriformes; Ictaluridae
Gene: pex5la
Product: peroxisomal biogenesis factor 5-like a
Exons: 15
Coding region: 527-2359 (610 amino acids)
Biological process (GO): protein import into peroxisome matrix, docking
Cellular component (GO): cytosol; peroxisomal membrane
Molecular function (GO): protein binding
Source: RefSeq, a predicted model, not a curated record